AUGAGAGUAUUAGUUAGUUGUACCGAUGGCGGUUCUCUAAAAGAGGUUAUUUUUAAUUCUGGAACUGAUACAUCUGUUCAAACUGCAUUACAACCAUUGCAUGUAGAGACACACCUUGAACAAGGUUUGAACAAUUACAUCAAUAAAAUUUCACAACUAUCUAAUGGUGAAUUUUUAAUUGCAAGAAGCAAUGGCGUUGUUGAAUUAGUAAAAGCAACAUUAUUGCCAAAAGAAUAUACAGAAGAACCCCCAGAGGGAAAACAGUUUCCAUCAUUUGAUGUAAACAAAUUUGAAGUUGUAGAUACCUUAGCUGGAUUGUUAGAUAACAAAAGAUUAGAACCAUUGUAUCAAAAAUCUAAAAAGAGAACUAAGUUGAUAGAUGAAUUUGUAACAGUAACUCUGUUAAAUGAAAAGCUAAAUAUAUACAUCCUAGCUUCAAAAUCAGGAUUAAUUCACAUCAUCAAACAUAAUUCUAAAAAGAGUAAAUUGGAAAAAAUCAAUUCAUUUGAAGUUAAAGCUCCAUUGGAUUUUGCACAAUUAUACGAUUUAGAAGGAAAAAUGGAUAAAUACAUAUUGGGAUAUGGUGGUGAAGAAAAUCUAGUUAAAUUGAUUGAAAUUAAUAAAAAUUUUACAGACUUAAAACAGAUUUGGGAAGCUAAAAAUGUUAAAAAUGAUAGACUAGACAUGAAAGUCCCAAUAUGGCCAGUUUCAUUAAAAUUUUUAGAACCGUAUAAAGGUGAGAAGCUUGAAAAAGAUAAAAUUAACUAUCAAUUUACUACAGUGUCUCGUUAUUCCCAUUUGGGGAAGUAUAGAACUCAACAUGGUCGUAAGCCAUUGGAAUAUAAAGAUCUAUUACCAAACAGAGAGCCAUUGACACAAUUAGAAGUUAUCUCGGAAAAGGUAACACCAAUUGGUAAUGCUCAAACUUCUGAAUUCUCUGAUAUUACCUUUAUCACUACUGAUACUAAGAAAGAUGUUUUAAAAUUCAAUCAUGAUGGCCGUUUACUUUUAAAAUAUGGUAAAGGUGAUAUAUUAGGUUCACCUACUUUCAUUACAAUUUCCAAGGGUAAAUACUUAUUACAGGGUGGUCUUGACAGAUACCUGCGUGUAUUUGAUAUAAACACAAACGAAAGAAUAGCUAAAAUAUACGUCGGUGCAAAAAUUAAUUAUAUCACACUUCUUGACGAUGACGAAAUAGAAUUGCCAGAAGUUGCAAAGGAAAAAGAGAAAAUGAAAGAGAAAUCAAAGAAAAGAGAACUAGAAUUCGAAGAAGAUAAUGAUGAUCAAUUAUGGAAUGAUUUGGAUUCUAUAAAACAUCAUAAGAAAUCAAAAAUUUAA
Vanderwaltozyma polyspora DSM 70294 is the source of this 1338-nucleotide messenger RNA. It is a transcript of the gene NSA1, whose product is annotated as ribosome biosynthesis protein NSA1. Gene Ontology annotation, molecular function: protein binding. NCBI's taxonomy places the organism in Eukaryota, Fungi, Ascomycota, Saccharomycetes, Saccharomycetales, Saccharomycetaceae. The transcript has a single exon. Gene Ontology annotation, cellular component: nucleolus; preribosome, large subunit precursor. The record is from RefSeq and is a predicted model, not a curated record. Gene Ontology annotation, biological process: ribosomal large subunit biogenesis. The coding region runs from base 1 to 1338 and encodes 445 amino acids.